AUGGAUUAUCACAAAUAUACCAAACAGGAAGACACGGAACAGGAUAUACAAGGCUGGACUGCAGACUGGCAGUUAGGUUUGAUGCCCCAAGUACCAUCAGACCGAUCAGUCAACCAGCUCUGCACUAAACAACUAUGGGUAAACUUAGUGAGGUUGGAGAAUGAUAGUGGCUGGACUGCAGACUGGCAGUUAGGUUUGAUGUCCCAAGUACCAUCAGACUGUGAUGUAUCAGUCAACCAGCUCUGCACUAAACAACUAAGGGUAAACUUAGUGAGGUUGGAGAAUGAUAGUGGUAAGAUUAUGCUCGAAUGUGGUAAGAGCUUCAGAAAAUCUGGUGAUUUGAAGAUGCAUAAUAGAAUACAUACUGGUGAAAAGCUAUAUUCUUGUAAGGAUUGUGAUAAGAGCUUCAGUCGAUCUAAUGCAUUGAAGAUGCACAUUAGAAUACAUAGUGGUGAGAAGUCAUAUUCUUGUAAAAAAGGUGGUAAGAACUUCAGUCAAUCUGGUAAUUUGAAGAUGCAUAAUAGAAUACAAACUGGUGAAAAGCCAUAUUCUUGCUGGACUGCAGACUUGCAGUUAGAUGUAAUGCCCCAAGUACCAUCAGACUGUGAUAACGAUACUAUCAGUAUAACUAGUAAUUUGAAGUCAAAAAAUAGAAUAUAUUCUGGUAAAACGUCUUAUUCUUGUAAAGAAUGUGGUACGAGCUUCAGUAAAUCUCGUGAUUUGACGAGACACAAUAGUAUACAUACUGGUGAAAAGCCAUAUUCUUGUAAUGAAUGUGGUAAAAGCUUCAGUCAAUCUGGUGAUUUGAAGAUGCAUAAUAGAAUACAUACUGGUGAAAAGCCAUAUUCUUGUAACGAAUGUGGUAAGAGCUUCGGAAAAUCUGGUAAUUUGAAGAUGCAAAUAAGAAUACAUACUGGUGAAAAGCCAUAUUCUUUUAAAAAAUGUGGUAAGAACUUCAGUCAAUCAGGUGAUUUGAAAAUGGAUAAUAGAAUAUAUACUUGUGAAAAGCCAUAUUCUUGUAACGAAUGUGGCUGGACUGCAGACUGGCAGUUAGGUUUGAUGCCCCAAGUACCAUCAGACCGAUCAGUCAACCAGCUCUGCACUAAACAACUAAGGGUAAACUUAGUGAGGUUGGAGAAUGAUAGUGAAACCACAAUAGAAAACAUACUGGUGAGAAGCCAUAUUCUUGUAAAAAAAUGUGGUAAGAACUUCAGUCAAUCUGGUAAUUUGAAGAUGCAUAAUAGAAUACAUACUGGUGAAAAGCCAUAUUCUUGUAGCGAAUGUGGUAAGAGCUUCAGAAAAUCUGGUGAUUUGAAGAUGCAUAAUAGAAUACAUACUGGUGAAAAGCCAUAUUCUUGUAAGGAUUGUGAUAAGAACUUCAGUCAAUCUAAUGCAUUGAAGAUACACAUUAGAAUACAUAGUGGUGAGAAGUUAUAUUCUUGUAAAAAAGGUGGUAAGAACUUCAGUCCAAUCUGGUAAUUUGAAGAUGCAUAAUAGAAUACAAACUGGUGAAAAGCCAUAUUCUUGUAACAAAUGUGGUAAGAGCUUCAGAAAAUCUGGUAAUUUGAAGAUACACAAUAGAAUACAUAGUGGUGAGGAGCCAUAUUCUUGUAAAAAAUGUGGUAGGAACGUGGUAAGAACUUCAGUCAAUCUGGUAAUUUGAAGAUGGAUAAUAGAAUACAUACUGGUGAAAAGCCAUAUUCUUGUAAUGAAUGUGAUAAGUGCUUCCAUCGACCUUGUUAUUUCACGAGACACAAUAGAAUACAUACAGGUGAAAAGCUAUAUUUUUGUAAAAAAUGUGGGAAGAGCUUCAGAAAAUCUGGUAAUUUGAAGAUGCAUAAUAGAAUACAUACUGGUGGAAAGCCAUAUUCUUGUAAAGAUUGUGAUAAGAGCUUCAGUCGAUCGAAUGCAUUGAAGAAACAUAAUAGAAUACAUACUGGUGAGCCAUAUUAAUAUUAUAUGUGGUAAAAAUUUCAUUCAAAACAGCCAUUUAGAAUCACAACAUAGAAUAUAUACUGGUGAAAAGCCAUAUUCUUGUAUAGAAUGUGAUAAGAGCUUUAGUCUAUCUCGUGAUUUGAAGGCACAAUAUAAUACAUACUAGCGAGAAACCAUAUUCUUGUAAAAAAUGUGGUAAGAGCUUCAGUCAAUCUGCUAAUUUGAAGAUGAAUAAUAGAAAACAUACUCGUGAGAAGCCAUAUUCUUGUAAAAAAAUGUUGUAAGAGCUUCAGUCAACCUGGUAAUUUAAAGAUGCGCAAUAGAAUACAUACUGGUGAAAAGCCACAUUCUUGUACUUAAUAUGGUACAAUACAUACUGUUAAAAAAAUAUAUUCUUAUAAUGAAUGG
Molecule: messenger RNA, 2343 nt
Organism: Leptidea sinapis
Lineage: Eukaryota; Metazoa; Arthropoda; Insecta; Lepidoptera; Pieridae
Product: zinc finger protein OZF-like
Exons: 8
Coding region: 1-1479 (492 amino acids)
Biological process (GO): regulation of immune system process; regulation of cytokine production; negative regulation of transcription by RNA polymerase II
Source: RefSeq, a predicted model, not a curated record